Molecule: messenger RNA, 1522 nt
Organism: Anoplopoma fimbria (sablefish)
Lineage: Eukaryota; Metazoa; Chordata; Actinopteri; Perciformes; Anoplopomatidae
Gene: mettl27
Product: methyltransferase like 27
Exons: 6
Coding region: 223-909 (228 amino acids)
Source: RefSeq, a predicted model, not a curated record
UAAGUUUUAGCUUUCUCCGUGCUUUUUGGGCUACCCAAGCCACCGUACAGUUAUGCUGCGUUCACACCGAACGGGGCGCUCGGUGUGAACGCAAUAGACGGUCAUUCAUUUUUAAAGCGGCGGCUCACUUGACCGCAGUGUGUGUCUGCCGAACCCCUGAGAGUUCGAUCGAACCCAGGUUAAGAACCACUGGUCUAAGCAAAGUUUUGUUAAUAAUUAGUAAUGGCAGCUGUCAGCAACACAUUUGAAAAUGUGAAAGCGACCAUCUUGUCAGCUCAUGAAAACACCACAGCAGAAUCAAAGGUGAACUUUUACAACUCCUGGGCGGAGAACUAUGAUCAGGAUAUCGCUCUUCUGGAGUACCGUGCACCAAGUCUGGCAGCAAACAGCAUGUCCUCCCAUUUCAGCGGUGAUCGUGAAGCUGCUGUAGUGUUGGAUUUAGCCUGUGGUACAGGACUGGUGGCUAGACAGAUGAAGAGACAUGGAUUUGGACAUUUUGUGGGGAUUGAUGGAAGCGAGGCAAUGUUGAAUGUGGCCAGAGAGAGCGGGUUGUACCAGGACCUGAAGCAGUCCAUGCUGGGAGACGAGCCGUUACCUGUCCAGAUGGGUUUGUUUGAUGUGGUUGUGAUCGUUGGAGCAAUGAGUGUUGGUCAGGUCCCGGUUGGUGUCGUCAGAGAGUUGUUCAAGUUCACCAAACCAGGUGGCCUUGUUUGCAUGACAACUAGAAGUAACCAUGCCAACUUGGAAUACAAAGCCGCCCUGGAGCGUGAGCUGAAGCAGAUGCAGGACGAAGGGCUCUGUACUUGUGUGGAGGUCACUGAAGUGAAGGACUGGGAGAGAGGGGUGUCGGAGCAGGAGGACGGCUACAUAUCUGGUGCUGUGUACAUUUAUAAGAAACUACAAUUUUAGCCCAUUGCAGGACAACAAAGAUGUGUCAUCACACCAGCAGCGAAGGUACAAAACAAAUCAUGAAGAUAGAAAAUGGUCAAAUAACUAAUUUGGAUCUUUCUUUUAUUGUUAGUCCCUUAUGGACCCAGAGUUAAAGAUGUGGCGCUUCAUUCACCGAUGUUAAUGUAAGACUUAAAAUGUUCAUUACUAAAUGUUUCAGUUUCACUUUAAACAAUAUUAAUGGAUUGGAACAUGGAUUGUGAAAAUACUGUUAUUAGUUGAAUAAAAACCUACUCUGUUUAUUUCUACAUUGAAACAUUUAUACAAACCUUGUGACAGUGACUAUUCCCAGUGAGAGGAUAUGGGCUUCAAGAAUAAUAGAUUUGAUUGAAGUUUAGUCAAGUUUGGAUAUUUGUAUUCAAUUGUCAACUUUUAUAUCAAUUACACAUGAACAUAAACAGUGAAUAUACUCUAAUAAGACACCCAAAAAGCAACAGGAGAGCAACGCCUCCAUCAAUGAGACACUAUCCUCUAAAUUCGUUAUUUUACCUGCAUUUGGAUCUGAAUCAAAGUAAACGUGGAAGAUAAUCAUGGCGUGUUCAACAUAAUGAGAGUUUUUGUUAAAUAAACCACA